UUCUAUUUAUUAUUAUAAUUAUUUUCCGAACUUAGGUGAUUGAAUUUUGUUCCAAUUAAACUCUUUUGGAUAAGAAUUGGGAUACGAAUCAAAUCGUAAUCCAACUAAUUAAAACCUUAUCCUAAUCCAGGAGACUAAUACUAUAUUAUAAAUAACCCUUGAUUAAGCCACCAAUAUACGGAUAAAUCAUUCUAUCACUCAUAAUUAAAAUGAAUCGUUCAAUUUUUUCUUCCAUUUUUCUUUGCUCUACAGUGCUACUCUCUGUGAUUCUAUGCAGUUUGGCUACUCAAGUUUCCCAUGAUGGAAGGGCUAUCACAAUCGACGGCGAACGCAGGAUUAUUUUAUCAGGAUCAAUCCACUACCCGCGCAGCACUACUGAGAUGUGGCCUGAUUUGAUUAAGAAAGCCAAGGAAGGUGGAUUAGAUGCCAUCGAAACGUACGUAUUCUGGAAUGCGCACGAGCCGAUUCGAAGGCAGUACGAUUUUACUGGAAAUCUGGAUCUUAUUAGAUUCAUUAAGACGGUUCAAGACGAGGGUCUUUACGUUGUUCUUCGUAUCGGACCGUAUGUUUGUGCCGAAUGGAAUUUUGGAGGAUUUCCUGUUUGGUUGAACAAUCUGCCUGGUGUUGAAUUACGUACGGUCAACACUGUUUACAUGAAUGAGAUGCAGAAUUUCACAUCUUUAAUAGUGGAUAUGGUGAAGCAAGAGAAUCUAUUUGCUUCACAAGGAGGUCCAAUCAUCAUUGCACAGAUUGAAAAUGAAUAUGGAAAUAUUAUGUCUACAUAUGGAGAUGCUGGAAAAGCUUAUGUCAAUUGGUGUGCAAAUAUGGCCGAAUCACUUGAUAUUGGUGUCCCUUGGAUUAUGUGUCAACAAUCUGAUGCCCCACAACCAAUGAUAAACACAUGCAAUGGUUUUUAUUGCGACAAUUUCACACCAAAUAAUCCAAAUAGCCCCAAAAUGUGGACGGAGAAUUGGACUGGAUGGUUUAAGUUUUGGGGUGGCAAAAAUCCACUAAGAACUGCAGAGGAUGUGGCAUAUGCAGUUGCACGCUUUUACCAGACUGGUGGAACUUUCCAGAACUAUUACAUGUACCACGGUGGAACCAAUUUUGGUAGAACAGCUGGUGGACCGUAUAUCACAACAUCUUAUGACUACGAUGCCCCACUCAAUGAAUAUGGUGGCCUAAAUCAACCUAAAUAUGGACACUUGAAGGAGCUUCAUGAUGUUCUUCAUUCGAUCGAGAAAACUCUCACUUACGGCAACAUUUCCUCAAUCGAUUUCGGAAAUUCCGUUUAUGCAACAAUUUAUGCACUGAAUGGAAGUUCAAGCUGUUUCUUUGGUAACACAAAUUCAACAUCAGAUGCAACAAUUAAAUACCAAGGCGUUGACUACACAAUUCCAGCUUGGUCUGUUAGCAUACUCCCAGAUUGUAAGAAGGAAGCAUACAACACUGCCAAGGUGAACACUCAGACAUCGGUGAUGGAGAUGAAAACGAAUGGAGCCGAAAACGAACCGAGCGCGUUGAAAUGGGUAUGGAGAGAUGAACAAGUUAAACAAACUGUUGUUCAUGGAAAGGGCCAAAUAUCUGCUAGCCAUCUUGUUGAUCAAAAGGUCACAAAUGAUGUUAGUGAUUAUUUGUGGUACAUGACUAGUGUGAAACUCGAAAAGAAAGAUCCGAUCUGGAGCCGUAACAUGACUCUUCGUGUUAAUGGAACCGGACAAGUAAUGCACGCUUAUAUCAACGGCGACUACUUAGGUUCGCAAUGGGCUACAUCCGGAGUUUUCAACUACGUAUUCGAGAAGAAAAUCAAGCCGAAACACGGAACCAAUCAAAUAUCAUUGCUCAGCGCCACCGUUGGACUUCAGAACUACGGCGCGGAAUUUGAAAAGAUACGAACCGGUCUACCUGGACCAAUCGAAAUAAUCGGACGAAAAGGCGACGAGACGAUAAUCAAGGACCUCUCGUCGCAUAAAUGGUCGUACCAGGUUGGAUUGAAAGGAUUAGACAACAAAUUCUUCAAUACUAAUAAUUCUGCAGAUCAUCACUGGAAAUCUCAAGAUCUCCCCACCAACAGAAUGAUGACGUGGUACAAGACAACAUUUAAGGCUCCAAUAGGAGAAGAGCCGGUGGUGGUUGACAUGCAAGGGUUAGGAAAAGGUCUUGCAUGGGUCAACGGCAACAGCCUCGGGAGGUACUGGCCGAGCUACGUUGCUGACGUGGACGGCUGCUCAGCCGAGCCGUGUGACUACCGCGGCUCCUACGACAGCACGAAAUGCGUCUGGAACUGCGGCCAGCCUACCCAGAGAUGGUACCACGUGCCCCGAUCUUUCAUGAACGAGGAUGUGAACGAACUUGUCCUGUUUGAAGAAUUCGGCGGGAACCCGAGUUUGGUCAGCUUCCAAACGGUCCGACCCGGGACCGUGUGCGGGUCGGCUUAUGAAAACAGGGAGAUGGAGCUGUCGUGCGAGGGCCGACAGAUCUCCGACAUUAAAUUCGCCGGCUUCGGAGAUGUACGAGGAAGUUGCGGUGCUGCUUUCCAGAAGGGAACAUGUGAAUCCAAGAAUGAUGCAAUGAGCAUUCUCGUUCAGGCAUGUGUGGGGAAAGAAAGGUGUGUGGUGACGGCUUCGGAGGGUAUUUUCGGGUCAACAAAUUGUGAAGAUGGGAUAUCGAAGAGGCUUGUUGUUGAAGCUGUUUGUUAGGUUUAAUUUAUUAUUAUUUUUUUAAAUUAGUAAUGCACAUUUAAUUUAGAGUAGGUAUAUUUUUUGUUUUGGUUCUAUCUUUUAUGAUUCUUUCCGUAUGGACCCCAAUUUAGUUUUUUCAGUACUUGUUGAACCUUUAUCUUAGUAUAAUUUGAAGUAUUUAUCUCCACCUCUAUACUUGUUUC
Erythranthe guttata (spotted monkey flower) is the source of this 2884-nucleotide messenger RNA. RefSeq names its product beta-galactosidase 15. NCBI's taxonomy places the organism in Eukaryota, Viridiplantae, Streptophyta, Magnoliopsida, Lamiales, Phrymaceae. The record is from RefSeq and is a predicted model, not a curated record. Gene Ontology annotation, biological process: carbohydrate metabolic process. Gene Ontology annotation, molecular function: hydrolase activity, hydrolyzing O-glycosyl compounds; carbohydrate binding.